UAUCCUGUCUAGGCUUCUAAACAUUCAGUAGUUUUAAAGCUGUGACUCUCUGAUAUGGUAAUAUAUAAUGUAUUUUCACUAGAACAUUCGUCCCAAAGGCUUAGGAAUAUCUUUUUGUUCAACUUUGUGUUCAAUUUGUUUAAAUUUCUUUGUGUUCAACUGAAGUUAAUAACCGUACAGGUCGUGAAUUGACACACGAAGCGGCUUUCACGACUCAUAACCAGCCAUCAAUCCGGUCUGUUUAACUUUCGCGUUUCUCUUUAUCCUUUCAAUUACUCGUGCAUUGUUUUUGUUAGUUAAAAUUUAAAAGUGAAAAUGCCGGAACUAGUUCAGCCAUGAUGGGUCGAUUAUUUAUAUUCGCCACGUUGAUUUACAUUAUUUAUGAUAAUUUAGUCAUAUUUAACCAGACAUUUACGUCAUCGUAAACAUUGAGAACAGGAAAUGAGAUUUUGCUAAGAUCAAAGAUAGUAUUAUUGAACUGACUUUGUUGUUAUAUACACGAUUUUUGCCGAUCUUUGACCGAACUUCUACAUUACUUUAUAAAAUCGCUUAGCAGCUUCGUAAAUCGAGCAAUAUGCCUGUCGCAUACUUGACGAGAAAGGUGAAAAUCAGCUCGUCACAUAGACUUCACAACGAGAACUUGUCUGCCGAAGAAAACCGAAAGAUUUAUGGCAAAUGUAAUAAUCCGAACGGUCACGGACAUAACUACACGUUCGAAGUAACAGUGAAAGGCCAAAUCGAUUCAAGAACCGGUUUUGUUAUGAAUUUAUCCACAUUGAAAGAGUAUUUGAACCGAGCUAUUGUCGAGCCUUUAGAUCACAAGUGUAUUGACAAAGACGUGGCGUAUUUUGAGAAUGUUGUGAGCACGACAGAGAAUCUAGCGGUGUUUGCUUGGAAUAAUUUAUCUGUUGUUGCCUAGCGGUUUGUUGUACGAAGUUAAAAUCCACGAAACAGACAGUAACACGGUUUUCUACAGAGGAGAGGAAGCCUAUUGUUAAGAAUGCAAAGAAUAGC
Dendronephthya gigantea is the source of this 1014-nucleotide messenger RNA. Its product is annotated as 6-pyruvoyl tetrahydrobiopterin synthase-like. NCBI's taxonomy places the organism in Eukaryota, Metazoa, Cnidaria, Anthozoa, Malacalcyonacea, Nephtheidae. Gene Ontology annotation, molecular function: 6-pyruvoyltetrahydropterin synthase activity. The coding region runs from base 575 to 919 and encodes 114 amino acids. Gene Ontology annotation, cellular component: mitochondrion. The record is from RefSeq and is a predicted model, not a curated record. The transcript has a single exon. Gene Ontology annotation, biological process: tetrahydrobiopterin biosynthetic process.